This is a messenger RNA of Parascedosporium putredinis, 1422 nucleotides long. Lineage: Eukaryota; Fungi; Ascomycota; Sordariomycetes; Microascales; Microascaceae. The record is from the annotation of a GenBank genome assembly.
AUGCGGCUACAACUCAGUCUUCGUCUCAUUGCAACAGCUGCAUUCGGGGCGUUGAUGUUCCCCGCCAUUGUGCAUCCCUGGCCUACCUCAGAUCUUACCACAGAGCUGCACGAUCCUAGCUUGAUCGAGGACAUCUCCUUCGUCCUUCUCGAGCCAUGGCCCGCUAGCAAUGGGCUAGAGCCACAAUAUGGCCAUCAAACCCUCUGGUUACGGAAGCGAGAGUGUUUGGAGAAUGGAAGCAACUACUGCUUCGCCGAAAAGGAACGCUUUUGCCCCGAUUGCGGCGGAUGCUGCUCACUCGGCUCUGAUCGUGUCACGGUAACUUCGACGAAAACUGUUCAGACAACCAUGACCCAUUCCGAAGUCGAGGUUGUGACUGUGCAUGUCCAAGUCGAAGCCACCUCUACCCUCAAUUCCCUCGUCACUAUAACGAUCACCUCCGAUCAAGGAACACAGACAGAGGUUACCCUCCGCCCCGGUGGCAACGAGGAGCUCUCGCUUUGGGGUUUUCGAGGUGCUGUGGAGGAAACUCGUUUUCGGCGGCCAGCUGCACCCCCGAGAGACCCCGUCCUGCCCAUCUCCCCGACCGAGUCGAGCCAGUGUACGACGCUUACUAGUGCCGACGCCUUCGAGUUGCUUCGACGCCAAAAUGAUGGCGGCACGUCGACGUCCACCGUUUUCGUCACGACAACUGUCGUUGCGCGAACGACGGUCAAGGAUAGGAAGACCACGACGAACUUUGAGACGACGACCAUCACGACGACCAUAUUCUAUACUAGCACCAAGGUUUUGGGCGCGCGAGAGACAGUGUUUAGCACUUCCACCGUAACCGUAUCGUCGAGGCAGCCGACUACACGCACAAUCACGUCCACAAGUACCUCGUUUUACGAUCCGACCGACAUGCCUCAGACGGGCAUCCUUCCUACUGAGACGCCAGGCCUUCAGCCGGACACUGAAACCCGGAGCCGCAGCCGCCUUUCUACCGGCGCUAUCGCCGGCAUCGGCGUUGGUUCCGGCAUCGCCGCCUUGGCGAUCGGCGUCCUUGCCUUCUUCCUCUGGAGGCGGUCAAAGAACAAGAAGGAGCCGCAAGGCGAGUUUCCGCCCGACUUCAUCCUCGCACCCGCCCCGGCCCCCAUCCCUUCCUCUUCCCGCCACCACCGCGGUAGCUACAUCUCCUCCACCGGAGGAAAGUCGUCGAGGCAAUCCUACGGCGGCACCGCUGCCGCUACCGGCUCCCCACCCGGUACGCGAGAUCAUAACCGGUCUAUAUCGGAAGCCACGACGCAUGUGCCCUCUGCCUAUAGCUCCGUGGCCCAUGACAUGCCUUACGAGCAAGGGGAACGGCCGCAGAUGAGAACGAUCCCCCACCCGAGCACAAGCACGGUUGGACGGAUGACGCGCUUUGCCGAGCUAGAUGGAUAG